Molecule: messenger RNA, 4124 nt
Organism: Cyprinodon variegatus (sheepshead minnow)
Lineage: Eukaryota; Metazoa; Chordata; Actinopteri; Cyprinodontiformes; Cyprinodontidae
Gene: rx1
Product: retinal homeobox protein Rx1-like
Exons: 4
Coding region: 335-1372 (345 amino acids)
Biological process (GO): positive regulation of transcription by RNA polymerase II
Molecular function (GO): DNA-binding transcription factor activity, RNA polymerase II-specific; RNA polymerase II cis-regulatory region sequence-specific DNA binding
Source: RefSeq, a predicted model, not a curated record
UCACUACUCUCCCACUCUGCUCUCCGAGCUGGAGUCGAUGCUGCUAAACUCAGCCACUGAACACGCUGAUUCUAUAGGUUGGCCCUUUAUUGAGGAGUUCCUGUCUGGACCAUUUAUGGCACAUUGGCUGAAUUACAUAGAGGAAUGCACAUCAGUUAACAGGCUGGACUGAGAGAAACUACAGGAGGAGCAAAAAAAAACUGAUUUGGGAAAAGUGAAGUUGGAGUCUGAGAGGAGCAGGUGGACCUCUGGCAUUGGUAGCUUCAGCCUUGUUUUUCCUUCCAACAGGUAGGCACAGCCACAAAGUUAACAGGUGACUGACCCAAACAUUCGGAUGCAUUUAUCUCUGGAUACCAUGAGCAUGGUGGACGACAGCUGCCUCUCGCCCAGCAACUUUCACGAAAUGGGGAAAGGCGGGGGCACCGCUGUCGGGGGCCGCGUCCACAGCAUUGAUGUCAUCCUGGGCUUCAAUAAAGACCAGGACCCCUUGCUAAGUCCUGCUGGGCCCACUGGGCCCCAGAAGAUGGGUAUAGAUGGGCUGGGAGAACAUAUGAAGCAGCAGGAACCCUUGUCUCACCCAUCCUACAGCGGACACCUUUCAUCUGUAAGAAACAGCAGCACGCAGCAGUACCAGGCAGAUUCUGGCCUGUACGGAAACAAGAGCGACGAAGAGCUGAGUGAGCUCAGAAAGAAUGUAGAUAGCGAUGAAGGCAAGUCUCCGGAGCCUUGCAAGGAUGAUCAACCCAAGAAGAAACACAGACGCAACCGCACAACCUUCACCACCUACCAGCUGCACGAGCUGGAACGCGCCUUUGAGAAGUCCCACUACCCAGAUGUCUACAGUCGGGAGGAGCUGGCCUUGAAGGUGAACCUCCCUGAAGUCCGAGUCCAGGUCUGGUUUCAGAACCGCAGAGCUAAAUGGCGUCGGCAGGAAAAGAUGGACGCAAGCACCAUGAAGCUUCACGACUCCCCUAUGCUCUCCUUCAAUCGCCAGGCUCCAGUUCACACCAGCAUGGGCCAAAUAACCAACUCCCUCCCUUUGGAUCCUUGGCUCACCUCUCCCCUGUCCAGUGCCACACCUGUCCAGUGCAUCCCAGGCUUCAUGGGUCCAGCUCAGGCACUCCAGCCCAGCUAUUCCAGUCAUGGAUUCCUCAACAGCGGACCCCAUGCCCCUCACCCACACUCUCACCCUCAUCCUCCCACUGGACAGGGGAUGCAGAGUAUGGCACCUCCACCUUACCAAUGUCCAGCCCCAUACUCGGAAAAGUUUCCUCUAGAGGACGUAGACCAGCGCAGCUCGAGCAUCGCUGCUUUGAGAAUGAAAGCCAAGGAACACAUCCAAUCAAUGGACAAGACCUGGCAACCCAUGUGACCAGCACAUUUGACAGCCUGUGUCAGUGACAAUCCUGGGGAAAAGGAGAUAAUGAAAAUCAUGCCUGCUCUCACACAACAUUAGGAUUAAACUGAGCUGUGAAAACUGAAGAACCUUUUUGUUACUUUCUUUUAAUCUUUUAAUAUUCUUCUCUCAUCUCCAAGACAUAGAGGAGUUCACCACUGUGAGGCUGCAUAUUUGGUUAUCUGUUAUUCCUUUAGAUCUUUUGUGCCUUGGGUGCCGUAAAUGUAGAGACUCCAACUAGGGUCAUCGUACCUUGCACCCAAGAAACUAUUGGAUUUCAUUUUUUUUUUUUUUUAAGUUUAUUUAAAGCUCCCAGACCAAUUAAGUCAUACACUUGAAAUUAAUUAUUAUUUACUAUUUAGAACUUUGUUUUUUAAAUUUUUCUCAUUACAGCCUCAUUGUUUUCUAUCUGAAUUUUAUGGACAACACAAAAUAGUGUUUGGUUAUAAAGUGGAAGGAAAUAUUAUAGUGUUAAAUAUUUGUUUACACACAGAGAAGAAGAAAAAGAAGAAGUAUGGCUUACAUUUGCAGCUAAAAGUCCUUUGGAGUAUCUCUCCACCAGCUCUGCACCUCUAGGGAUUAAAUUAUUCCCCAUUUUCAGCUGAAGCUCAUUUAGAAUAGAUGGGUGCUGGCAGUAACUUAAGCUGUAGAUUUUAAGCUGAAUUUAGGGACAGACUUCGACUUGGCCAUUCUAGCACAUUUUUAAGUUGUCUGCAGCCUUUAACAAGUUUUCUUUAAGGAUUCCAUUACAGUUAGCUCCUUCCAUCUUUCUAUAAACGGACCAGCUUCUCAGACCCUGCUACAGAAUGACAUCCCUGCACUAUGAUGUCACCGCUUAGUUUCACCAAUGAGGUGUUCAAGGGAAUUUGUAAUGUUAUUUUUGCCUCUUUAUUAUUUUUCAUCUAGCUGAAGGGUUCAGUUUUAUUCCCUCUCAGUGGAGCACCUUCUCUUACAUGUAUCCUCUCUGCUCAUUACAUGGAUUGUGGCCUUGUGAUGAGAGAUUCUUUAGAACAUCCUUCUAAUGACUUCCUUUAAACAAUAAUUUCACCAUUUAAUCAAUUUCAUAGAGGCCAGACUUGUGCAGUGUACAACUAAUAGUUUUCCUGUCAACAGAUUCUGCCACCUGAGCUGUAGAUCUCUGUGGCCCCUCCAGAGUGACCAUGGCCAUCAACAUCUCGCCAUGAGCUAUUUACCUUUGUGCUUAAGCCGUUGAGGCUUUCGCUAUUUUGCUGUGUUCACACCAGGGUUGGAUUUGAAACAACAGGACACCAUUUACUUAUUUUCUUAUUUUUAGAGGAUUAUGAUCAGGGGUAUUAGAAUUUUUGGUAUGUAUUGCAAAUGUAUGCCAGAGUUUUCACAUUUUUUGUUUUCUGAAAGGUUAAAGAGAACAUGCAUCGUUAUCUUUCCACUUUAUAUUUAUAAGCUACUUUGUGUUGAUCCAUCACUUGAACAUCUGUCAAAAUACUUUCAAAUUUGUGGAAAGCGGGAUGAAUACCUUUGCAAGGCACUGAAUCAGAAUGGUUUGUGUUCUGCUUAGAGCUUGUAGCUCAGAUACUGUGAGGUCACUGGAAGAAAAGGUUGCAGAGGACAUUUAAAGCUCUAUAGGCUUGGGGAUGUUAUUCAAUUUAUGAAUGGAAACUGUUGCAAAGAUUUAAAUUUAGUGGAAGAAAACAUCAAAGACAUGUUGCCAUCUUUUUGGACCAGACAAUCUAAUCCUGGUUCUCAUCUGAUAUACUGCUUUAAAUAAGAAAGGGAAAUCUGAAUCAAACAGGCAAACAAGCAAACCAACUUGUUGUUACUUGAGUGACAGUUUGAAUAGAAAACAUGUUGAUAACUCUAUGCUGGUUGGCUGAGCGUACGUGCAGUGUAGCAGAAAGACUCCUAUCUGAUGCGUCACCCCGCAUAGUUUGGUCUUUGUUUGGCACAAUUGAUCCAAGUGUAUCCUCUUUGUCUGGAACUAAAGGGGGAGAAACGGUCUCAGGCUUGGCUAAAUGGGCCCAUUUUAUUAUGGAAGUUUCCUUUUUUUUCCCUCCCUGUUGAUCAAACGACAAGAAGCAUGGAUUGUGGGUUACAGUUAUUAGGGGCACAGAAUCAGUCUUUUACCAUCUGUUACACCCUUGAGCACUAAUUAUCUUCAAGGUAGAUUAUGUCAGUUGUAAAAAUCAAUAUAAAACUGACAGCUCAGUUUUAAUUAGUAGAGUUACUGAAACCUGACAGGUAAAAAAAACUUGACGGAAAAAGAAGGAGAGGAAAAACCAUUAUUUUACAGUAAAAUCUCAGAACCUCUUUUAUCUUUCUGUUAUUCCAUCCUUUCUUGUUGGAAUAUUUCCUUAUACUGCAAACUUUAUAUAAUUCCAAUCCUUAGAUAUUUUGAUAAAAUGUACUUUUCAUGCUGCUCAGAGACAGAAACAGUUUUGAAUCUGCUGCUUGUUUUUAGCGCUCAUGUUUUCUUUUGUUCCAUUGGGUUAGUGGUGUUUUUACAGAGACCGAGGAUUACCUUUGCACAUUAGAAGGUUUAUUUAGGAUGCAACAAAAAUGUGAUUUGGGACCAAGAACAAGCCAAAGUCUAAGUAGUAAUUAAAAAAAAUGCUCUAGAAUUUUUUUUUUUUUUUUUUUAGUUUUGUGUUAUUUUUUCUAUGUGAAAAUGUAAAAGAUAUUGUAAUUGUUAUAGUUACAUUGUUUUGUUCCCUAUUAAUUAUGUCUGGAUCAUCAAUGUUCACAUAUUGUA